Molecule: messenger RNA, 1215 nt
Organism: Closterium sp. Naga37s-1
Lineage: Eukaryota; Viridiplantae; Streptophyta; Zygnematophyceae; Desmidiales; Closteriaceae
Source: the annotation of a GenBank genome assembly
AUGAUUUCUACCAGUGGCUCAACAAUAGCAUCAUACAAGUACGCCCACGCACACGCCCACUCACACGCCCACUCACACGCCCAUGCCCACGCACACGCCCACGCCCACUCACACGCCCACUCACACGCCCACGCACACGCACACGCACACGCCCACUCAUACGCCCACACGCCCGUGCGCCCAUCCUGCACCCUCCUGCGCUGCAAAAAGCACUGCAGGCUACAGCUGCUACCCCACCCGUAUGGCCGAAGCCACACUUGCACAACUCCUCAACCUCCACUGCACCAACGCAUUCCCUACCCCCCCUCUCCUACUUGCUUCCCCCACCCCACCCAACCCCCCCACACUCACCCCCUUAAUCCCCCCUCCUCUGCUUUCAACGCACCUAGCAACAACCCUCUUCUAGCCUCAACCCAACCCUCACCACCCGCACCCAUCCUCACCGCCUGCAACCCCUUCCUCUCCCCGUCUCUGCCCUGCCACGCACUUCAGACCCUCUGGGCGGACUUCACGUGUGGCGACGGCACGUGCAACCGCCCCUUCCAGUACCCCGCGUUCGGCCGCUUUGGCUGCGAAGCCGACUGCGGCUCGUUCCCCAACCUCACCUCCAUCAUCAUCAGAUUCUCGUCCCAGCUGCACUCGCAGCAAGCUGCAGAGCAGUCCUCUUGGAACCUCUGCAUGGCCCCUCAGCGCUUCCCACAGGGCGAGGCGGAUUUCUCAGUCCCCAUGGACGUACCAGACGGCGACUGGGUGGUGGUGCUGAAUGCACCAUUCGGGGGCAUCAGAGGCACGCUGCACGCCGCACCUCCCGGCACACGGCGCAUGGCCACUCUCGGGUUGUCUAGCACAGUGGAGCUGGCUGCAUGGGGCUACUGUGCACAUGCCCAUGAUGACGCUGAGGAGGACGGUGGUCAGAUACGGGUGAUUGGCACUGCGGCUGCUGCUGCUGCUGCUGGGACUGACAUCUGUCGUGAUACAUGUGUGAGGCUCGCCACAUGUCUGCCAGAAGCGUGCGACCGCACAUUCACAGAGCGGGAGGUGGCAGGGGCGUUCGUGGACUGUGCGCGCAUGUGCAUCAUUGCACCCGCUGCCAUCGCUCCCUAUGAAGCCGCCUCCUGCCCCGUUGCAGACAUGCCCACCAUAUUCCCCAACACCCCCUGCAACGCCUCAGCCUCCAACUCCUCUGCCCACACUUCUCGCUUCCGCCGUCGCAAG